UCCCGCCCUCCCUCCUCCCGCUCCGCCCGGAGCGCCCUUCGCCCAACGCCGUUACCGGCGCCGACACAGCCGAGGCCCGAGCGCCACCGCAGCCUGAGCCGAGCCCGCACUGCCCACCAUGGACACCGGAGUCAUCGAAGGGGGUCUCAAUGUCACGCUCACCAUCCGGCUACUCAUGCACGGAAAGGAGGUGGGAAGCAUCAUUGGGAAGAAAGGGGAGUCGGUGAAGAAGAUGCGUGAGGAGAGCGGAGCUCGCAUCAACAUCUCGGAAGGGAACUGCCCCGAGCGGAUCAUCACCCUCGCGGGACCCACCAACGCCAUCUUCAAAGCUUUUGCGAUGAUCAUUGACAAACUGGAAGAGGACAUCAGCAGCUCCAUGACCAACAGCACGGCCGCCAGCCGGCCCCCGGUCACCCUGCGGCUCGUGGUGCCUGCCAGCCAGUGCGGGUCCCUCAUUGGCAAGGGAGGCUGCAAGAUCAAGGAGAUCCGAGAGAGCACGGGGGCACAGGUCCAGGUGGCAGGGGACAUGCUGCCCAACUCGACUGAGCGAGCCAUCACCAUUGCUGGGAUCCCACAGUCCAUCAUCGAGUGCGUCAAACAGAUCUGCGUCGUCAUGCUUGAGUCUCCCCCGAAGGGUGUCACCAUCCCGUACCGACCCAAGCCAUCCAGCUCUCCCGUCAUCUUUGCAGGCGGCCAGGACAGGUACAGCAGCGGCAGUGCGAGCUACCCCCACACCGCCCCAUCCAUGUGCCUCAACUCUGACUUGGAGGGACCACCUCAGGAGGCCACCCGGCAGCCACUGCAUGGCAACGAACUUGGGCCAAUUCCAGCCUGGGCUGCAGUUCUUCCGGCCUAUACCAUUCAAGGACAGUAUGCCAUUCCACAGCCAGAUCUGACCAAGCUGCACCAGUUGGCAAUGCAACAGUCACACUUUCCAAUGUCUCAUGGCAACACUGGAUUCAGUGGCGUUGACUCCAGCUCUGCCGAGGUGAAAGGCUAUUGGGGUUUGGAUGCCUCUGCCCAAACCACCUCCCAUGAACUCACCAUUCCAAACGAUCUGAUUGGCUGCAUCAUCGGGCGUCAGGGCGCCAAGAUCAACGAGAUCCGCCAGAUGUCCGGGGCUCAGAUCAAGAUUGCCAACCCCGUGGAAGGCUCUACUGACAGGCAGGUGACCAUAACUGGAUCUGCAGCGAGCAUCAGCCUGGCCCAGUAUCUAAUCAAUGUCAGGCUCUCCUCGGAGACCGGGGGCAUGGGCAGCAGUUAGGGGGGCCCCGGACCCCCCCGCCUCGCCAUCCAUCUGCGGCCCCUUAGCACCGACCCAGGUUUUAAACUAGUUUGUACAUUUUCGGUUCCUCCAGCCUCGCGCCACUCACCACGUUCAGUUUGUUUCAGAAAGAAAAAAAAAAAAUUUUUUUUUUUGUUCCGUUUUUUUUUUUUUUUGGUUCUGUUUUUUCGGGGUUAUAUUUUUUUUUUUUUUUUUCCUCUCGAAUUAAAAAGCAUUUUAAUUCCUUCGUUCAGCUCUUAAAAUUGCUGAACCCCAAAUCUUAGUUUUAUAAAGCUUCUCUCUCCUCUCCCCACGCCCCCAGCACCUUCUCCCCUCCUCUCCCCGUUUUUUCGGCUCAUGAAGUUUCUGUUUUUGUCAUGAAAUGUAAGAGUGGAAGAAAAACGAAAAAAAAAAAAAAACAAAAAAACAUUUCAGUUUAGUUCUGUAACGUCAGGAAAUUUUUCAAAAAAAAACUGAAUAAAAAGAUGGACUGGAGCUUUUCCUUGUGAAUAGAACCCGCAGGAUAUUUUGGUUAAUGGA
This is a messenger RNA of Catharus ustulatus (Swainson's thrush), 1804 nucleotides long. It is a transcript of the gene PCBP2, whose product is annotated as poly(rC) binding protein 2. Gene Ontology annotation, cellular component: cytoplasm; nucleoplasm; nucleus. Gene Ontology annotation, molecular function: mRNA binding; single-stranded DNA binding. Gene Ontology annotation, biological process: positive regulation of transcription by RNA polymerase II. Lineage: Eukaryota; Metazoa; Chordata; Aves; Passeriformes; Turdidae. The record is from RefSeq and is a predicted model, not a curated record. The coding region runs from base 119 to 1264 and encodes 381 amino acids. The transcript is spliced from 16 exons.